UCAGUACAACGGGGAGGGCUUUGCUUCCUUUAAUUAAUAACCUGUGGAAUUCAGAAACUCAAGGCUGUCUGUAGUAAAACACCAGUCACGCAGCGUUCGGCUCCUCUUUCUCUCUCGGAAACAUUUCAGACGUUUGUUUUUGAAUAGAGUGCAAAAAAUAUGGCUGAGCAACUGUCUUCAGAUUACUUCAGCUGCCCUCUAUGUACGGAGCUCCUGAGGGACCCUGUGGCGAUCCCGUGUGGUCACAGCUUCUGCAUGGACUGUAUCAGCGGCUACUGGAAUGAGGCUGAUUACACUGGCAUCUACAUCUGUCCCCAGUGUCAGAUCACGUUCACCCAGAGACCCGUGCUGAGGCCAAACGCCACUCUCACCAAAGUUGCGGAGAAGAUUAAGAAGACUGGCUUAAACUUAACGUCUCCUAGUAAUGGAAUCUAUGCUGGCCCCGGGGAUGUUCCUUGCGACUUCUGCAGUGGAAAGAAUUUCAAGGCGGUCAAGUCCUGCCUCAACUGUCUUGCCUCUUACUGCGAAAAGCACCUGAAGCCCCACUAUGAGUCCGCCACAUUCAAGAGGCACAAGCUGGUGGAUGAGCUGGGGAACCUGGACCGUAAGAUCUGCCCUCAGCACCAGAAGAGCCUAGAGUUGUUCUGUCGUACAGACCAGAUGUGUAUUUGUGCUCUCUGUACUGUAAGCGAGCACAAGGGUCAUGACAUAGUCUCAGCCGAAGCAGAAAGGAGUGAAAAACAGAAACUUCUUGGAGUGUCCCAGGCGGAGAUCAAACAAAAAUGCCAGCAGAGAACCAAAGAACUGGAGGAGCUGAAGACAGCAGUGGAUUCCCUAAAAAGCUCUGCACAAAGAGCAAUGACCGAAAGCAAGAAGAUGUUUGAUGAGAUGAUCACCUCCAUUGAGAGGAUGAGGUCAGAGGUCACCAAACUGAUCAACAUCAAUGAGAGGGCUGCAUUCAGUCAGGCAGAGGGACUGAUGGAGCGACUGGAGCAGGAGAUUGAAGAACUGAAGAAGAAAGAGAGUGGACUUAAACAGCUUUAUAGCACUGAUGAUCACAUUCACUUCUUACAGAAUUUCAAUUAUCUCUGCACCCCAACUGAUGACGGCUUCAUACCCAGAGUGUCUCUGAAUCCGGACUUUUCCUUCAGUGCAGCCAGGAAGGCCGUGGCUGAGAUCAAAGAGAAGCUGGAGGAGCUGGGCAGAGAUGAACUGCGCAAAAUCUCAAAAUCAGUGAACGACGUACCAGUGUACACUGUGGAGAAUCGCACCAAGGAGAAAAGUACCAGAGUUAAAGAAGUUCAUACAGUGGACAGUUCACCUCCUACAGAACCCAGGACAAGAUCUGAAUUUCUGAAAUACUACUGUCAGCUGAGACUAGACCCCCACACGGCGCAUAAGGAGCUGUUCUUAUCUGAAGGAAACAGAAAGGUGAUUAGAACCCGAGACCUGCAGCCAUACUCAGAAACCCAAGAUCGCUUCGAUAGCUUUGCCCAGGUGCUGUGUCGUGAGGCUCUGUCAGGUGGCCGUUUCUACUGGGAAAUCGAGUGGAGUGGAGAAUUCUCGAUUGGAGUGGCCUAUCGGGGCAUUAGCCGUAAGGGUAAAGGCUCCCUGUGCUUGCUGGGCUACAACGAUAAGUCUUGGAGCCUCCUCUGCUCUGACACAGGGUACUCGGCCUGGCAUAACAGGGUAGACAAGGCUGUUAGUGGCCCUCACUCUUCGAGAAUAGGGGUCUUCCUGGACCACUCUGCAGGGGUGUUGGCCUUCUACAGUAUUGGUGAGACUAUGACACGUCUCUAUCGUUUCGAGACCACAUUUACUGAGCCCAUUUAUCCUGGGUUUGGGGUUGGAACGUCAGUCAAGAUCUGUCAAUUAAAAUGAACACUACAUGAGUUGUGUAAUUUUCAUGAAGAAUCUAAAGUGGAGGACAGACAUUUUUGCUCUUUAUUCUAUGAUUUUUUUUACUCUGCAUGUCUUUUAUGUCGAAUGCCAUUUGUCAGCCGUUUAAACUAUUUUAACAGGUUCUGAAGGAAUAAGGUAACUUUUCAGUAAUGAUCCUAUCUGCAGAAUAUAUAAUGUUCUCCUAAAUGAAGGCUUAAAUGAAGAAAAACUCUUCUAGAUGCUAAUAUCUUCUUAAGUUAAUAUUAUUAUGUGUAUUCAAAUGCAAAAGCUAUUCUCAUUGUCAUUGUAAACCAACAUUAUUCAGCAAUGACAUCUUUAUAUUUCAAUAAAGUUUUAAAGUUGUUAUA
Molecule: messenger RNA, 2249 nt
Organism: Rhinichthys klamathensis goyatoka
Lineage: Eukaryota; Metazoa; Chordata; Actinopteri; Cypriniformes; Leuciscidae
Gene: ftr82
Product: finTRIM family, member 82
Exons: 7
Coding region: 160-1881 (573 amino acids)
Molecular function (GO): zinc ion binding; protein binding
Source: RefSeq, a predicted model, not a curated record